AUGAGGGUCCUUCAGUCCCUAGACAAGGAGAAACGGUCUGCGAUUAAGAUGGAUGUUACAGGUUUCGCCACGGGAAACAGUUCGGGGGUUCCAAACGACGUGAUCGAGUCUUGGGAACCCCAGGCGGAUCGUUACUUGCUUGCUCUGUGCUUCUACGGGCGUUUGUCCAAUCAGGAGGAAUGCAUGCGAAGUUACUUAGUCUUCGCGGCGCUUCUGAACCGCACGCUUUUGGUUCCGGAUCCAGGAUUCGCGCAUCACCACCAGACGUGGUACAAAUGGCGGUGGAGCCUGAUAUUCGACAUCCCGCACCUCCAGACGUGCCUGGCGGACGCGUACGGGAACAACACCGUGCUUACAGUGGAGGAGCUUGUAUCAAGGACGAAGCAAAAUGUGACUGUAGACCACGUUGCUUGUGUAAACGGGAGGUCCUGCAUGGACAAUACUCAACUGUCCUUCGCCCAGCUUCCCAACGUCACACUGCCUGACAAGCUAGAGCACCCUUUGGAGUCCCUCCCCCCUGGAGGGCUCGCCGAGUUGCUUUCUGCCUGUGCUCCCUUCGCCAACGCUCGCGUGCUCAGCCUUGGGAACAUCUACGGCUUCUCGUUAUACGGCAGGGCUGGGCAGAUGCUGCAUGCAACCAAGCCUCCAUUCCGAACCUCGUGCCUGGACCUUUGGGAGCCGCCGCCAGUGGUUCGGAGGUUUGUUUCGGGGUUUGUUGAUACUUUCCUGGGAGAUGACUACGCGGCUGUGCAUAUGAGGAGAGGGGAUUUUUCGCAUGCUUAUUUGAGGAAUGAGGAGAAGGAGCAGAGCAGGGACCCGGCUUUUCUGCCGAUCGCGUCUAUUGCACGUUACAUUGUGUCGCGAUUCAGCGGCCGUGGCAUCAGUAUUCUGUACCUUGCCACUGACGCAAGCCUGACGGAAGUGCAAUUCCUAGAGAAACUUCUACUGGAGUUGGACUCGAAGGCUCCCUUUGUUGUUGAGCGCCUUCCCGAAUUCACUAAGGGCUCGUUGGAGUACAACGAAUAUGACUGGGUGCGUGAUUUUGAGAACUUGGAUGAGGAAGACCACGGUAUCCUCACGGCUCUCGCCGAGAAGCACAUAUGUGCAAGAGCGCAAUACUUCAUUGGUACACCCAAGUCCACCUUCUCAACUGAUAUAUUCAGAAUACGAGAGGUAUACGGGCGUUCGUCAGAAGUAGACUCUUAUUUCGGGGAUGCCAAAUGA
This is a messenger RNA of Closterium sp. Naga37s-1, 1224 nucleotides long. The record is from the annotation of a GenBank genome assembly. NCBI's taxonomy places the organism in Eukaryota, Viridiplantae, Streptophyta, Zygnematophyceae, Desmidiales, Closteriaceae.